ACCUUUUGUUCCUGAAGGAGCAACUACUGGUAGAAAGCAAAUAUGGAGGAAACUACUCACUGCCAUCUUUCUAUUGUAGCAUGUACAACCAAAAUCAAGCCCAGAAUUGUUGGAGGAAAUGCAUCUGUUCCUGGAGAGUGGCCAUGGCAGAUAACUUUGCAUGCCAAGUCAUCCACCUGGGGACACCUGUGUGGAGGCUCCAUCAUUGGAAACCAGUGGAUAGUAACAGCUGCUCAUUGUUUCUAUGGGGUGAAGUCACCUAAAAUUUUGCGUGUCUAUGGUGGCAUUUUAAAUCAAUCUGAAAUAAAAGAGGAUACACCUUUCUUUGAGGUUCAAGAAAUAAUCAUUCAUGAUCGAUAUGAAUCGGCAGAAAGUGGGUUUGAUAUUGCCUUGCUGAAACUCAAAACACCAAUGAAUUAUACAGGUAUGUAGAAUUUUCAUUGGAAAGGUGUCUACAGUGGUGGCCUAGACAAAAUGCCUGACAGUACCAGAUUCGUGUCUGAC
Messenger RNA from Tupaia belangeri chinensis (Chinese tree shrew), 504 nucleotides. RefSeq names its product coagulation factor XI-like. The coding region runs from base 43 to 432 and encodes 129 amino acids. Lineage: Eukaryota; Metazoa; Chordata; Mammalia; Scandentia; Tupaiidae. Gene Ontology annotation, biological process: proteolysis. The transcript has 2 exons. Gene Ontology annotation, molecular function: serine-type endopeptidase activity. The record is from RefSeq and is a predicted model, not a curated record.